AUGCCCCGUCGCAAGCCAACGUCGACAACGGCCAAGAAGGCAGCACAAAAACUCAAGCGAGCUGUAAAGAGGGGCGACGUAUCCCCUCCCCCUCCAGCACCUCAACAUCGUCGACCCCGACCUGGACCUUCAGCAAGGGACCGCGAGUCUGGCAGACAGGAGCAAGCGAGGAGGGACGACACCGUGACCGCUGUCAAGAAAUUAGAGAGCAGGUUCUUGAAGCCUUCCAAGAGCUACCUGCUGCUCAGUGCGGAAAGAGCGAGUAGCGUCCCCCUUCGCAGGCCGAUUCCGAGGCAGGCAGCGAUCUUCCCCUUCGAACUGGUCGACCAUACGCAUGACCAGAGUGGGGCAGGAGAGCUCGUAUGCCCUCGAAGACCGAAAUGGAGGUAUGAGAUGACGAAGAAGGAGGUGGAGAGGAACGAGGAGGGCGUGUUUGCCAAGUGGAGGGAGGAGACAGAGGGGAGGAUGAGGAGCUGGAUGGAGCGAGAAAGGGAGAAGGAGAAGCUGCACGGAGAGACUGAAUGGGGAUCUGGUGGAGGACCAAGUUAUUACGAAUGGAACCUCGAGGUCUGGAGGCAGCUAUGGCGUGUAACGGAACUCUCCGACAUCCUCCUCGUCCUCCUCGACGCUCGUUGUCCGCCAGUGCACUACCCUCCCUCCCUGCGCGCCUACCUCAACUCUCUGCGCCCAGCACGCAAGCUCAUUCUCGUCCUUACAAAAGUCGACGUCGUUGGUCACGCACGGGCCGAACAGUGGGCCAAUUGGCUGAAAGAGAACUACGGCAAGGACGGGAUGCGGGUCGUCAUGGUCGAGGCUUACAGGGUCAAGCAUGCCUCGACUGAUGAUCCCGAUGUCAAGCGUGGGAAGAGGACGAGAGUGGAGCCUUUCCUCCCUGGGCAGUUCCGUUCUCAGCUCACACGCGUCCUGCGCGAGGCACACGAGGAACUGUGUACCCCUCCGCCGCAUAUUGCCGCUGAUCCGGAGAAAACCAGCGCUUGGAAAUGUAGUGUCAAGAAGGAGGUGGACUGGGAGGCACUGGAACGUGGGUUAGGGGAAGGGAAAGAGGUGCAUAUAACUGAAAGGGAGAGAGAACGGCCCCCACCUGAGGGCGAGCGGGUGGAGGACGCCCCCGAGUUCCUCACAGUCGGCUUGAUUGGCCAGCCAAAUGUUGGAAAGUCCUCCCUCCUGAACGCGCUCUUCGGCCGUACGCGCGUCCGCGCCUCCCGCACCCCGGGCAAAACGAAGCAUUUCCAAACGCUCUUCCUCUCCCCUCAGAUCAGGCUCGUCGACUGCCCAGGCCUCGUACUCCCUAGCUAUACGCAUCUGGAGAUGCAGGCCCUAACGGGGGUGCUGAGGAUCGCCGAGCUCCCUGGGCUGAGGAGCUGUGUGCGCUUCGCUGGGGGACUUAUCCCUCUGGAGAAGGUGUUGCAUCUUCGACCGCCGGAGAGUAUGAGGGAGAAACGCGAGUUACAGGCGAAGCGCACGUGGAGGGAUGACGGGGCGGAAAGGGCGGUUAGCCCUGGGGAGGGAGGUGAAGUGGAGGAAUGGACUGCAGUCCAGAUAUUGGAGGCUUAUGCGGAGGAGAAAGGGUUCAUGACUGCCAAAGCUGGGAGGUUGGACGUGAACCGGGCUGGGAAUACCAUCAUGCGAGCUUUGUCGGAGGGGAGGAUCCCGUGGGGGUUCGUACCGCCUGGGACGGACGUCUCUUCGAUCCCAGAGGGCGUAGGGAUCUGGCUCGGUGGGGGACAAGAGGGAGAGGAGGAGGGGAUGGAGUCGGAGCAGGAGAGUGAAGAGGAGAGCGAGGAGGCGGACGAGGAGAGUGAUGAGGAGGAGGAGGAGGAGGAGGAAGAGGAAGAAGAAGAGCAUUCGGUGGAGCAUGUGAAGCAUGCUAUGAGAGGCUUGACUGUUGGAGGAGGUUUCGCCGCUCUUGCUGCGGGGGAUGCUGGAUCAGAGGAGGAGGAAGAGAGCGAGGACGAGGAGUAACAACAAGUGUUGAG
Molecule: messenger RNA, 1997 nt
Organism: Dacryopinax primogenitus
Lineage: Eukaryota; Fungi; Basidiomycota; Dacrymycetes; Dacrymycetales; Dacrymycetaceae
Product: P-loop containing nucleoside triphosphate hydrolase protein
Exons: 4
Coding region: 1-1983 (660 amino acids)
Molecular function (GO): GTPase activity; GTP binding
Source: RefSeq, a predicted model, not a curated record